CGGCGCGCUGGGCCAGAGAGCAGGAGUCAGGUGGGCAGACGCGCAGAUGUAACCAUAGCGACGCAGGGCGCAGCUUGACACCGCCGCCGCCGCCGCCGCCGUUGGAGAACCGCCCCCCGCAAGCCCAGGCAGAUCUUGCUGCUGCUACUGCUGCUGCCUGGCUCCGCAGACCCAUUCCACCACUCACUCACCCCUCAGAGGACCGCGUCUCGCUGCUCUCUCUCUCUUCCUCUCUCUCUUUCUCUGUCUCUCUUUCCGCCGGCUCACUCGCUCGCUCUCAUCCACCGCUCUCGUUGCCAAUCGCAGACUCUGAAGGGUCGUCGCCACGCAGCGGCCUUCCACCCCCAGGAUGCGGCACACGGGCGCGGUGCUGCUGACGCUGUUCAUCGGGGUGCAGGUGCUGAUCAGCGCGUCGGACGCGGGCAACGACACGCGGCUGCUCCGCAUGAACGGCGACAUCAUCCUGGGCGGCAUCUUCCCGAUGCACGAGCACCGCGGCGCCGGUCACCAGUCGCUGUGCGGCGCCGUCAAGGAGGAGAAGGGCGUGCAGCGCCUCGAGGCCAUGCUCUACGCAAUCGACGAGAUCAACAAGGACCCCGACCUGCUGCCGGGCAUCAACCUCGGCGCCCUCGUCCUCGACUCGUGCAGCAGCGACACCUACGCCCUCGAGCAGUCGAUGGAGUUCGUCAGGUCGUACAUGAAUCAGGACAUGUCUGAGUACAAGUGCCCGUCUGGCAAGCCGCCAGUUUACGUGCCGCACAAGCCUGUGACCGCGGUAAUCGGAGCCUCGUUCAGCGUCGUCUCCAUCAUGGUGGCCAACAUCUUGCGUCUCUUUAAAAUACCGCAAAUGAGCUACGCGUCGACGAGCACCGAGUUGUCGGACAAGUCGCGGUUCGAGUACUUCAGCCGGGUGGUGCCGCCCGACAACUUCCAGGCGCAGGCCAUGGUCGAGGUGGUGCGCGAGCUCGGCUGGAAAUACGUCAGCACGGUCGCCGUCGAAGGAGAUUACGGCGAAAAGGGGAUCCAGUCUUUCAUCGAGAUCGCCGCUUCUUCGGGGAUUUGCAUCGCCGUUUCGGAGAAGAUCCUGCGCAACGCGAAAACAGAGGAUUUCGACAAAAUCGUGGAGCGACUGGUGCAAAAGGCUAACGCCAGGGGCGUCAUCAUGUUUGUCGACGAGGAUAACACCAGGAAACUUUUGAGCGCGACCGUGCGAGCCAACAAGACAGGCCACUUCACGUGGUUUGGCAGCGACUCCUGGGGGGCCAAGGUGCACCCCGUCAAAGAGCAGGAGUGGGCCGCCGAGAGCGCCAUCACCGUCCUCCCGAGGCGCACGGCCAUCGAAGGCUUCGACGAGUAUUACAGAAGCUUGCGGCCACGGCUCGACAGAGAAGCGUACACCAACACAACGAAGCUGGCCAAAGUUGGCAACAAACUGGUCAACUCGCGCAACAUCUGGUUCCGCGAGUUCUGGAGCCAGCAUCACAAGUGCUCGUUCAACGAUUCGUUCAGCCCAAAAUGCACGGGCAACGAGACCAUCAACGACUACGAGCAGGAGGGCCUCGUCCCCUACGUCGUGGACGCUGUUUACGCGAUGGCGCACGCGAUCCACAAUCUCAUCAGCGACGUGUGCGGCAGCGAACCCUUCAGCCUGUGUGAUAAAUUGCGGCCCGCGCCUCCCGGCGUCGACCUGCUCGAAUACAUUAGGAACGUCUCGUUUACAGGGCGGCAGGGGUUCGAGAUAAAAUUCAACAAGGACGGCGACGCGUUCGGCAGCUACAACAUUUAUCAAUACCAGAGGAAAGACGAUAAAUACGACUACGUGAAAAUCGGGACUUGGGAGGAAAGACUGAAAAUGGACAUGAGCAUGACCAAGUGGAAGAACAGCACGGUGCCCAAGUCGAUUUGCAGCGAAAACUGCGCCACCGGCCACAUCCGCAAUUUCCAAGACCAGUGCUGCUGGGUGUGCGUGGCAUGCCGCGAAGACGCCUACGUCUUCAACGACACCUGCAAACCGUGCGAGCCGGGCCAUGCGCCAAGCCAAGACAAAACGUUUUGCGUCAAACUCCCCGCCCAGGUAAUCGAGUGGGGCAGCCCAUGGGCGUUGGUGCCGCUGGCCUUCGCCGUGAUCGGCAUCCUGAGCACCAUUUUCGUGCUGCUGGUGUUCAUUAGGUACAACAAGACGCCGAUCAUCAUGGCUUCAGGCCGCGAACUGUGCUACGUGCUGCUAAUGGGCAUCCUCGCGUGCUACCUGAUGACCUUCGUCAUCCUGGCGCGGCCCACGCAGCUCUCGUGCUCCAUCCUCAGGGUGGGCCUCGGCGUGUGCCUCACCGUCUGCUACAGCGCCAUCAUCACCAAGACCAACCGCAUCUCGCGCAUCUUCAACCGCGGCAUCCGCAGCAUCCAGAGGCCCUCGUGCACCUCGCCCAGCUCGCAGGUCAUCAUCUGCCUCGGCAUCGUGUCGGUGCAGCUGCUGGGUGCGAUCGGGUGGCUGGUCUACGAGAAGCCGGACGUGCGGGAGGUCUACCCGUACCCGCUGACCGUCGUGCUGACUUGCGGCGUGUCCACGUUCUCGCUGAUGAUGUCGCUUGUGUACAACAUGUUCCUCAUUCUGCUGUGCACGCUGUAUGCCUUCAAGACGAGAAAAAUUCCCGAAAACUUCAACGAGGCCAAGUACAUUGGCUUCACCAUGUACAGCACGUGCAUCGUCUGGCUCGCAUUUGUGCCCAUCUACUUUGGCACUAACAACGACUACAAGGUGCAAAUAGCGAGCACCUGCAUGUGCGUAAACAUAAGUGCUACCGUAGCGUUAGGCUGCUUGUUCGCGCCGAAAGUGUACAUAGUGCUGUUCCAACCGAAAAAGAACGUCCGCCAGGGCAACACCCAGGUCAGGUCGACGCGCUUCUCAGCCAGCCAGGAGGACCCGGCUCCAGGCGCAGCGGGAGCAUCCAAGCACCGACCUGGAUCGAGCAGCACAUAUGUGAUGCGCUUCUCAGGACGCGGCGCAGCGGGCUGCAUGGGCAUGCAGAGCAGCCAGUCGGCCCAGUCGAUGACUUCUGGCUCGGUCAGCCCCAACAAGCAGGUCAACGGCGAGCCGUCCACCCUGGCGUCGCCCAGCGUGGAGGAGAGCAGCCUCAGCUAAGUCCGGCCCAGUUCGAAAUAAGUGUGUUUAAAAGGAGCUCCGGGAAGGUCUGUGCUUUGCUCACACUGUUUUAACAGUGCGGAAUGAAAGUCCGAGAGCGCCUCUAGCGGUGGGGAAAUUAUUAUUAAAAUAGAAAAUCGGUAUCUGUUGGAAAAAUCUGGUGGAUACUCUUUUAAAUUACCGGUAUUUUUGUUUUCUAGCCACCAGAGGCGCUAGUGACACGACUUUAACGGUUUUUCUUACAAUAUAUGUGCCAAAGUGUGUAGUUUUCACAAGCUUUAGGCGUGUGAGUGAAGUUCAGAGGUUUUCGGGGAAGGUUUUCCGCGAGACAGAGAAAAGCGCUUCCACGAUGUUCAUUCCUGUAGCUGAUAAGCGAGACGUGAGACGAAAGGGGCGUGGCCUGGUGUCGGCGAGCGUCGGCCGGUGGCGCCUCCGUCGCGUCUCCACGCAGCCGUUGGCAAACCUUUUGCCCUUUUGCUCUGAAAAAGGUUGGCGGCGACGUGGAGCGCACCCUGAGCCCUUUGGGGGCGCUACCAGCCCUCCUCCCACGGGCCACGCGCACAAAGCACGUACAAGGAAGGCUCAAAAUCGCUUGUGAUGAUUGAAAAACAAACGCAGAGUAUUUAAAACUAAUUAUUAUAUUAUAUUACGUAAAAUGAAUAAAUAUCAAUGAAAUGUCAAUUAUGCGCUGCUCUCGACUUCAGCUGUGAAUGCUCUCCUCUAAUGUUUGUUUCUCUCAAGAAAUUCGUUAUGUGGCAAUUCGUUAAAUGAGGAAGCAGUCAAUGGUGUUUGGAGCCGCCACGAGAUGGCACCACCGGCUGUUUGCAGCUUUCGGGUAUUUCCUCUGUGAUUUCAGAUUCAAUCCUGCUGCUUUUACAUUUUUGGCGGGAAUGGAUUUCAUUUGACGUUCCGAAAACCAAAAUCGAUAAAAGACCCUCUGAAACCACAUUUUUGGAAGUCCAAUAUAUUCCUGAGGGUCGAAUAGGGCGGGGUAAUUAGUUUUUCUGAUCCGAAACUUGUUUUUGACAUGCGAUCAGAGGCGCAAAGCAAAACGUCACAGCUCUCUUAGCUGCCAAUGCGAAUUAAGAGGAAGGGGUGACGCUUGCGCAGUAGCGAACAAAAUGUUCAUGCGUUGCGCGCGCCAAAGCAGCGUGCGUUUUGCUUUGCGCCUCUGUUUGCAUGUCACAAACAAUUUUUCGAUCGGAAAAACUAUUUAUUCCACCUAUUUCGACCCUCAGGAAUCUAAUGGAACACACAAAACUGUAGUUUCAGGGGGUCUUUUAAUCCAAUCGCAAUACAGCUUGUCAAAUUAAACCUAUUUUCCGCCAAUGAUUCAAAGAAUCAGGAUUGAAUCAGAAAUUUCAACGAAAACUCCUAAAAAUUCUAAAUAAAUGGUGGUGCCAUCUCGACUCCAAACACCGAACUUUCUCAUUUGACGAAUUAAAAAUAAAUAAGCGCAGUUUGUGGAGUUUUCUACAAUCUUAGCCCAGUUGUUAAAUAAAUCUCUUGGUGUCCUAGCAGAAAAACGCUUUUCUGUAGCCACGUGUUGACAUUAAUCGAGGUGUGCGUAAACUAAUCAAAAUAGGCAGGUGCCGAAAUCAGUAUUUUUUUGAAAUGAUCUCUUCAUAAAAAAAUAAGUGUGUAUCAAAAGAGGGAGGCCCCAAGGAACCCAUUUAGAAAGAGAGCAAUAACCCGCAAAGAUAGAGAAGAGUUUCCAAUCAAAACCCAACCAGUCUGUGUGUGUUACCUGCAUGUGAUUCAGUGAAAACACUUUUUCGAGUAAAUAUAUAAUUCAAUGUCGAAGAAAAAAACUUAUCAAACGAGUACUAGUCUAAUAUCGCUGUCUGUCUAUCUGUCUGUCAAGCAAUAGGUUUGUGUAGACACGUUGUUUUAGAGACAGGUCUUCAGUUUUUGCUGUGGAGUGUUUGUAAACUACUAUAUAAAUAUAUUAAGCUCAAAUUCUUGCGGUCGAGUACGCUGUUUUGCGUUUUCGGCGGAAAUUGUUUUUUCUUGAUAAGAUCUCGUUGACAUGCUGGAAAUUCUAUCUCGCGUUCGUUGUGUUAUUUGCGGAGGAAGCGCGCCGAAUUCUCCCCCUCGCUGUCCCUCAACUCAAUCAAAUAACAGUUUUUAGAGGUGUGUACGUCCCAUUCUUAUAAGCGUUUGCUCAAUAUGUAUUUUUAGGGUGCAGCACAUUCUUAGAAAUACCCUCUGCCCUCGUCGAAAUGUGCCAUUUUUUAAUAAUCUUUCCUAUAUUAGAGAUUGACAUGUUUAUUUUCUUUAAAUUUGUCUACAGGAAAAUGUAAAUCUAUAUCGUUUGUCAAUGUCUCUCAUCUGCCAAUAAAUUUCUUCGUUACAAAAACAA
Messenger RNA from Cloeon dipterum, 5501 nucleotides. RefSeq names its product metabotropic glutamate receptor 4-like. Gene Ontology annotation, cellular component: plasma membrane. NCBI's taxonomy places the organism in Eukaryota, Metazoa, Arthropoda, Insecta, Ephemeroptera, Baetidae. The transcript has 15 exons. The record is from RefSeq and is a predicted model, not a curated record. Gene Ontology annotation, molecular function: adenylate cyclase inhibiting G protein-coupled glutamate receptor activity. Gene Ontology annotation, biological process: G protein-coupled glutamate receptor signaling pathway. The coding region runs from base 350 to 3139 and encodes 929 amino acids.